AUGUCUUACGUCUCCCCCUUCCUCAAUCCAGGGCAGUACAUCACAAACCUUAAUAAUCUUUCUUCUGAAAGCAUUGCCAUCGACGAAGGGGUGGCUCGUGCUGUUCGUGAAGCAAGAGAAUUCUCUAAUAAAUAUUCUUCCAAUUUUUCUCAUGCCGCUCAACUAAAAGACACGCUGGAGCAAUUCGAACCGAGAUUGUGCGUCGUCUAUGUCAGCCUGGUUAAGACGUUGAGUAUACCCAUUGCGUACCUACAUGGUCCUUCUGAAGAUGCCCAGGAUGUCAUUGCCGAAUUUCAGUCCUUCUCAAGUGAGGAGCGCCCCACUAGCAAGUACCAGCUGGGUAGUACCCCUGGACCAAAGAAGGCAUUUGAAGAAAUUGAAUCCUUAGCGGAAAGAGAGAGCAAGCAUGUUAGUGAUGUCCUACAAGACUCGAACGAUUGGCAUAAAGCUAUUGCGGAGUUGAAAAAAGAUUUGCCAAACGUUCAGAAUGGGGUCAAGAAGAUUGCAGAUGCAUUGGAGAAAUACGCUACCAAGCUUGGCUGA
This is a messenger RNA of Rhizoctonia solani, 543 nucleotides long. RefSeq lists its product as uncharacterized. Lineage: Eukaryota; Fungi; Basidiomycota; Agaricomycetes; Cantharellales; Ceratobasidiaceae. The transcript has 6 exons. Bases 1 to 543 code for a protein of 180 amino acids. The record is from RefSeq and is a predicted model, not a curated record.